Messenger RNA from Dipodomys spectabilis (banner-tailed kangaroo rat), 6280 nucleotides. It is a transcript of the gene Ankrd28, whose product is annotated as ankyrin repeat domain 28. Gene Ontology annotation, cellular component: cytoplasm. The transcript has 28 exons. Bases 1377 to 4628 code for a protein of 1083 amino acids. Lineage: Eukaryota; Metazoa; Chordata; Mammalia; Rodentia; Heteromyidae. Gene Ontology annotation, molecular function: protein binding. The record is from RefSeq and is a predicted model, not a curated record.
UGCAGUUUCUGCUCUUCGGACUGUUGCUCUGUUGGAAUGCUUCUGUGGGGCUAAUUCUGAAGCUCUAUAGAUAUUUUUUUAAGGACCUACUCAUUUGAGGAUGUCAGCGGCAUUUUGCAAGAUCUUUUGAGGAACAGGAAAGCAUCUGAAAUCAACCGAACAAGAUAACUGUGACGGUUUUUCAUUGUGGAAGGAAACUAUAUUGGCACGGAGGUAGCUGAUUGAAUAAAGUUGUUGGCUCAAAGAAGAUGCACAGUCUGCUGUUUUUUCCCUCUGAAUGAAGACUAUUUAAUGGAAGCUGUAUUCAUGUGGCGAUCAAAGGAAAUAUUGGAAUGAUAAACUGCUGGGAUUUUUUUUCCCUUUCCUUUUUAAUACAAAAACUCUGAAGCUGUAAUUUGAGCUCAAAGGUCUAAUUCCUUCGCAGCCUGCUUGUUCUAUUAGGAUUCUCCAGUAUCACCAUUUUUGCCUGUUAUCUGUGCCUUUUUGUUGGAGCAGCCACAGACAACUGCCUGAUGGAGAAAGAAUGAAAACUCCGCCUUGCUUAUAUUACCUAUUGGAAUAAAGCAGUUUGUAUUUCUUCUAUUAUAGGGGAAAUCUGGAUUAAUCAAGCUAUAUUCUUGUGCCAAGAGUCCUAUUGUCUCUUGUGGUCUGACUCAUCACAUGUAAAUGUACUGCAGCUUUGCUAUUAAUGCAGAGUGGCUUUUUUCCCCCCUUUUCUCUUUUCCCAAACACAGAAGGAAUUGUCUGUCAACCUCUGAGCUUUAUUUUCAGGAUUUGUGCUGAGCUCUCUUUUUGCCUGUUUGUUUCCUGAAUAAUGUCUUCAUUAAAUCAGUGAAGCUGAAGAAAUAAAGACAAGUUAGAAGUCGAAGCAGAAUAGUGAGAUUUUAUUUUUUAUUUUCAAUUAUAAAAGGAAGUCAGCCUACUGGUAACUGUAUGACCUUGCAGUCAAAUGUUGGGGAUAGCUGUGAUCAUCUCUUAUCAUAGCAGUCAUUUCAUUCUUUAUCUCAUGGUGGUGUGUUACCCCAAACAAUGAUUGUUUUGUACUAGUAAAUUUUACAGUGCAAUAUGACUGUUUUGGUAGGAAAAAAAUAUUUUAAAGUGAGCUUAUCCUGAACUGUUUUAAUGAUUGACAUAUUGAUGUGUAGUAUUUUUUUAUAUAUUGCAGCAACCCAACAUCAAAGAGUAGAAUUUUGUUAAUUUUUAGGAAUUUUAGAAAUUACAUAUCAUAAUUUUAAACUUGGUUUCUCUGAUAGCACUUAAUACUAUAAGUGUACUAUUCAGAGAAUGUUUGUAAGUGUUGUACAGAAGAGGAAGAAAAAUUACUUGUACCCUUCCAACUGUCACAUAGCUUGGAAUUUAAUGUUUUAAAAGAGCGAAUGAGUCGAGUGUGUAUUGUUGUCUUGGAGGAGGUUGAAGAUGAUUCUCCUGAGUUCAUUUCUAAAUUGCCACAGGAAAAUAAAUCCCUACAUUCUUCACCUUCUGGAAAUGUAUUGCCAUCAUUGGUGCAGGCUAUAUUUAAUGGAGAUCCAGAUGAAGUUCGAGCACUGAUAUUUAAGAAAGAAGAUGUCAACUUUCAGGACAAUGAAAAGAGAACACCAUUACAUGCUGCUGCCUAUCUUGGAGAUGCAGAAAUCAUUGAACUGCUUAUUUUAUCUGGAGCUAGAGUUAAUGCCAAAGACAGCAAAUGGUUGACACCUUUACACAGAGCAGUUGCAUCUUGUAGUGAGGAAGCAGUUCAGGUACUUUUGAAGCAUUCUGCAGAUGUGAAUGCUCGAGACAAGAAUUGGCAAACUCCUUUACACAUAGCUGCGGCUAAUAAAGCUGUGAAGUGUGCAGAAGCUUUGGUGCCUCUCCUAAGCAAUGUAAAUGUAUCUGACCGAGCAGGAAGAACUGCAUUACAUCAUGCUGCUUUCAGUGGACAUGCAGAGAUGGUCAAACUGCUCUUAUCCAGAGGUGCCAAUAUUAAUGCUUUUGACAAGAAAGAUAGGCGUGCUAUCCAUUGGGCGGCAUAUAUGGGUCAUAUAGAAGUAGUGAAAUUACUAGUAGCACAUGGAGCUGAAGUGACAUGUAAGGACAAGAAAUCUUACACACCUCUUCAUGCAGCAGCCUCUAGUGGAAUGAUCAGUGUAGUCAAGUAUCUUCUGGAUCUUGGAGUUGAUAUGAAUGAACCAAAUGCCUAUGGGAACACACCUCUUCACGUGGCCUGCUAUAAUGGACAAGAUGUUGUUGUGAAUGAGCUCAUAGACUGUGGUGCUAAUGUAAAUCAAAAGAAUGAAAAAGGAUUCACUCCUUUGCACUUUGCCGCUGCAUCAACGCAUGGAGCACUGUGUUUAGAACUUCUAGUUGGCCAUGGGGCUGAUGUCAAUAUGAAGAGUAAAGAUGGGAAAACCCCACUGCAUAUGACUGCCCUCCACGGUAGAUUCUCCAGAUCACAAACCAUUAUCCAGAGUGGAGCUAUAAUAGACUGUGAGGACAAGAAUGGAAACACCCCUUUGCACAUAGCAGCAAGGUAUGGCCAUGAGCUGCUAAUCAACACUCUCAUUACGAGUGGUGCUGACACUGCAAAGCGUGGCAUCCAUGGAAUGUUCCCCCUUCAUUUGGCAGCCUUAAGUGGUUUUUCGGAUUGCUGCAGGAAACUUCUUUCUUUAGGAUUUGAUAUAGAUACCCCAGAUGAUUUUGGCAGGACCUGUCUACAUGCAGCUGCAGCUGGAGGGAAUUUGGAGUGCCUAAACCUCCUGCUCAAUACUGGUGCAGACUUCAACAGAAAAGACAAAUUUGGGAGAUCACCACUGCACUAUGCUGCUGCCAACUGCAAUUACCAGUGCCUGUUUGCUCUUGUGGGAUCAGGAGCAAGUGUAAAUGACCUUGAUGAAAGAGGCUGCACACCCCUGCACUAUGCAGCUACAUCAGACACAGAUGGCAAGUGCCUGGAAUACUUACUAAGAAAUGAUGCAAAUCCAGGGAUCCGGGACAAGCAAGGAUACAAUGCAGUUCAUUACUCAGCUGCUUAUGGUCACCGUCUAUGUCUUCAGCUGAUUGCAAGUGAAACUCCUUUAGAUGUUUUAAUGGAAACCUCGGGGACAGACAUGUUGAAUGAUUCAGAUAAUAGAGCAACAGUAAGCCCUUUACACCUAGCUGCCUAUCAUGGUCACCAUCAAGCACUGGAAGUGUUGGUACAGUCUUUGUUAGAUCUGGAUGUGAGAAACAGUAGUGGAAGAACACCUUUAGAUCUUGCAGCAUUUAAGGGCCAUGUUGAAUGUGUGGAUGUACUCAUUAAUCAGGGAGCUUCGAUCUUAGUAAAAGAUUACAUUUUGAAGAGAACACCUAUCCAUGCAGCAGCAACAAAUGGUCAUUCCGAAUGUUUACGGCUGUUAAUAGGAAAUGCAGAACCACAGAAUGCAGUAGAUAUUCAAGAUGGAAAUGGACAGACACCUCUUAUGCUGUCUGUUCUCAAUGGUCACACGGACUGUGUAUACUCACUGUUAAACAAAGGAGCAAACGUAGAUGCCAAAGAUAAAUGGGGACGGACAGCGUUGCAUAGAGGGGCGGUUACAGGCCAUGAAGAAUGUAUAGAUGCAUUACUUCAACAUGGUGCUAAAUGCCUACUCCGGGAUAGUAGGGGACGGACACCUAUACACCUGUCAGCUGCCUGCGGACACAUUGGUGUUCUGGGAGCCCUUUUACAGUCAGCAGCAUCUAUGGAUGCAAAUCCAGCCAUAGCAGACAAUCAUGGAUAUACAGCACUUCAUUGGGCUUGCUAUAAUGGUCAUGACACAUGUGUAGAACUUCUUUUAGAACAGGAAGUUUUCCAGAAAAUAGAAGGAAAUGCUUUCAGUCCAUUGCACUGUGCCGUGAUAAAUGACAAUGAAGGUGCUGCAGAGAUGUUAAUUGAUACACUAGGUGCCAGCAUUGUGAAUGCCACAGAUUCAAAAGGAAGAACUUCUCUCCAUGCAGCUGCUUUCACAGACCAUGUAGAAUGUUUACAGCUGCUGCUCAGCCAUAAUGCUCAAGUCAAUUCUGUGGACUCCUCUGGGAAAACACCCCUCAUGAUGGCUGCAGAAAAUGGACAAACAAAUACAGUUGAGAUGCUGGUUAGCAGUGCUAGUGCUGAUCUGACUUUACAAGAUAACUGUAAAAACACCGCCCUCCAUUUGGCUUGUGGCAAGGGUCAUGAAACUAGUGCCUUGUUAAUACUGGAAAAGAUUACAGAUAGAAACCUCAUCAAUGCAACCAAUGCAGCCUUGCAAACACCUUUGCAUGUUGCUGCCCGAAAUGGGCUAACAAUGGUGGUUCAAGAACUUUUGGGAAAAGGAGCAAGUGUUCUCGCAGUAGAUGAAAAUGGCUAUACCCCAGCUUUGGCAUGUGCUCCCAAUAAGGAUGUAGCUGAUUGCCUGGCUCUCAUUUUGGCCACCAUGAUGCCUGUCUCAUCAACUAGCCCUUUGUCCUCCCUGACAUUCAAUGCCAUUAACCGUUAUACCAACACCUCAAAAACAGUGAGCUUUGAAGCCUUGCCUAUCAUGAGGAAUGAACCCAGUUCCUAUUGCAGUUUCAACAAUAUUACUGGGGAACAGGAGUACUUAUAUACUGAUGUGGACGAGCUCAAUGACUCUGAUUCUGAGACCUACUGAGAGGCUGAGCCAGAGGUCUAAAGUUUUGACACUAAAGCUUCAAACUGUGCUUUUUCAGGAAAAAAAGAAAAGCACUUUCUUAUUAAAGAUACAAGUUGAACCUAAGAAGAAAGAGUUCAAACAGUGAAAGCGUGUAACACAUUGGAUGCCAUUAGGAAGAAGAAUUCUAAAGGCAAGUUUUGCAAAAGGAACCUCUGGAAUCUUGAUACUGACUUGACCAGAGGAAAACACAUUGAUGUCAAAGUGCUUUAUGGAAUUGUUUGAUUUGGCUUUACAGUGCCAGAAAUAAUUUUGUUGGGACACUGUGCUCCCUAAUCUGCUUACACAGCAACACUACUGUAAGAGAAGAGGACACUAGAUUUAAAUUUUAUCAAUAAAAUUACAACUAAUUUUAAAGGCAAUAAAAGUUUGGUACAGUAGACAUUAUGGCACAUCAAAUUGCCAAAGGACCAAAUGACUUAAAGAUUUUUAUAAUAGAAGGCCAUUUUGUGGAAACUGGAAUAGGUGAAAUGGGACAUUUACUAAACCAAACUUCACUAUUUGCAAAGGAGGCUGAGAUUUGAUUUAAAUAUUGAUUUUUAUAAAGAAAACAUCUGAAAGCCUUCCAAUACUGUAUUAAACCAUGAAAGAAAGCAGGUGUAUUUUUACAUUUUUUUUUCUUUUACAUAAAAAAUUUUGAAGUUCCAGUUUUUAUAAUAGAAUUGAAAACCAGCUGACUGGCGCAGUAUGGGUGAAAAUACUUGUGACAAAGAUAGAUUGAGAUCAGGCUCUUGCCCAUGUUUGAAUGGUUUGGGUUUAAAAUCGAACUAUUUUUGUUUACGAAGGUAAAGAAUUUAAUACACAUAAAUUUGUGAAAUCGAAAACUCAGUUAUUUCACCCUAUUGCAGCUAAGUGGUCCUGGGAGUGGAAUUUUCGGGCUCACUACUUCAGAUGGUACACCCAUGUCACUCAGUUACUUAGUGCCUCCUCACUAGGUUGGGGGAUUUUUGUUGUUGUCACUUUAAUUUUUGAGUUUUAAAAAAGUGAAAUAUCAAAAAAUUCCUUGUUAUUCUUAAGCUAAACAUCUUCAAGUCUCUUGGAAGGCAUUUCUGUGUUAAAUGAGAUUAAAAAUGCUCAAGCCUUUAGGUCUUACUCAGAUUUCGAGUAGCAUGUUUGGAACUGGUCACUAUUUGGAAAGAGAAAGCAAUUGCCUGCCAAAUUGAAGACUACUUUUUAAGUAAUAAAAGAGAAAAAGCUGACAUGUAAACUUUUAAAUAACACUUUCUGUGGUUCUGUUUUUUACUGUAACUGUCACUUUCCCAGUAAAAAUGACUUCACUUAUAUAGGCAGUCUUACAGGUCUGGCUAAAGUUCCAUAAAUUACAUGAAACCCAAUUUUAUUUUAUCCUUUUGUAUUGUGAAACUGGAAACUUGAUGACAUUGUAAAUUAUCAGCUGGUUUUUCUGAAUAUAAAGUGUGAAAACACAGAACAGUAUUUUGAUCUAUUUGAUAAUUUUGUGGGGUUUUUGAAGAAUUAAUGAGCAUGUACAUAGAAAUAGUGACUGCUUGAAUACUGUAUUUACUUGCACUCUUUCAGUACAUCAAGAUUCCUGUAUAUUUUAGAGUAUAAUAAAACACAGAUGUGAGUUGUAUUUAAUAAAUAAUGUAUUUGUA